AUGGAUGUAACGGAUCCUCGUACACGGCACAAAGUCUCACUGAAUCCUGUGACAAUUGGCCAAAAACCCACAGUCCUCCCUCAGCUCCUGCUUUCUGACAUGCUGCUGGUGCUGGCACUUCACGCCGGCAAGACAUAUCUAUUUCACGCCGACGCAGGUGUUUUCUGGGUGCUCGUACGAAUACUGGCAUGUGGCGCUGUAGGAAUGAUUGCAUGGGCGGUCAGUGGGGGCCACUUGCGAAAGAAACGGACGAUCGAGUGGUCUGUUCUGGGCAUGUCAUCGCUGCUGUUGUUCUUAAGACAGGCAGGUCUGGCUACGGCACUUUACAGGCUACCGUCGACAAGGGUCAUCGUAAUCACCCACUUCUCUGUGAUGUGGCUGAAGUCAGUACUAACGCCGAAAUCGUUGUUGCAAACCUGUGCCGUUGCAUUUGCUCUUCUAGUUGCUUUUCUGUCGGAUGCCAACUUCUCCACCGAAAACUUCCGUGAGAUUCUUCCUGCGUAUGGUGGCUUAGCUUUGGAGGCAGUAGCGUUUAGUGCUCUUGACCAUACACAAGGCGUCCUCCUGCCGUCCCUUGGCGAGCCAUUAACAGUCGCCAUGAGUACCUUGGGUGCAUUCUCCUUCAGCCUUCCUCUGUAUAUGUUAAGACAUGUCAUGAGUGAAGUCCCGAUACAUUCACCGAUCUCCUUGACAGCGCUGUCCGUCUUCCCUUUCCUCGCAUAUGUACUGCUGUAUCAAGCUCCCAAGGCCGCGCGUGCUGCCAAGUCCCCGGCAUUUCCUGCCCAGUACUUCCUGCUCUCGUAUGCGCUGACGCUUUUCGCCUCUGUCACGUUUGGUCUCCUGGUGUUUGGUCGAUAUCCUCGUCCGUCUGACUUCUUGAUCGCGUCGCUGCUGCUUUAUGGCGUAUACCCUCGGAUAUCCGACCCGAUCGCUCCCUCCCCUUAUGCUACCAGCUCGCGUGUGAUCCGUGCCUACCUCAAGUCCAUUCUCUCUAAUCCGGAGUCGCGCAAAAUCUUCUACUUUCUCAUGCUGAACAUGUGCUAUAUGCUGGUCCAGAUGAUGUACGGUGUAUGGACAAAUAGUCUGGGACUGAUAUCGGACGCAAUCCAUAUGGCCUUUGAUUGUAUGGCCAUUGGCGUGGGCCUCAUUGCAUCUGUGAUGGCAAGAUGGCCACCGAACGAAAGAUUCACCUAUGGAUACGGACGCAUUGAGACACUGUCUGGGUUCGCGAACGGUAUCUUCCUCAUCUUGAUUUCGCUCUUCAUCGUCUUCGAAGCCAUCCAGCGACUAUUGGAUCCGCCAGAGAUGAACACUAGUCAGCUGUUGCUUGUCAGUUCGUUGGGACUGGCGGUCAACUUAUUCGGCAUGUUCGCAAUGGGCGGGCAUCAUCACCACGGCGGACACUCUCACUCUCAUUCGCAUUCGCAUGGUCAUGAUAAUAGCGACGGCCACGCAGAGCCCACCUCAUCGCCGACACCAGACCACGGCCACAGUCAUGAUCAUCAUGACCACGCCCAUGGCGAUGUGCAUUCCCAUUCGCACACGCACGCACACGAGGAAUCACAUUUGCACUCGGGUUCCCCGCCUGAAUCGCCCCCCAUUCCCGCUCAUCAUGCGCAUUCACACACCAUGGACCCGAUCAUCAACGUCAGCGGGAUGGAGCCUGGCUCUCCCACCUCGCCCCACCCGCACUUCACACGACAUGCCGUCCACCACAGCUUGAGCGAGAAUGAGCUACUCGUCAGCAACUCCCCGGGAACGCACGCUGACAGUCCGAUCACGCCGCACUACUCAUUCGAGCACGACACGCACUACGAGACGCACCAUUCGUCCGCGCACGAGCCGAAUUUGCAUGACCAUUCGCAUGUGCACGAGCAUCACGAGCAUGAGGGACACAGCCACAACAUGCGCGGUGUGUUUUUGCACGUCAUGGCGGACACGCUCGGGUCCGUCGGAGUUAUCAUCUCCACACUGUUGAUCCAGUGGUAUGGCUGGACGGGCUUCGACCCCAUCGCUUCUCUCUUCAUCGCAGUGCUCAUCGCCGCGAGCGUCAUUCCGCUCGUCAUCGACACGGGAAAGGUUCUCGCGCUCGACGUUUCUGAUCGGGAAACACGCAUCAGGGACACGCUCUCGGAGCUGUCAUCUAUCAAAGGCCUGGCAUCUUACACGUCACCGCGUUUCUGGCCCAAGGACGAUAACAGCAUCAUCGGCAGCAUCCACGUCCAACUCGCACCCUCGCCGUCCUCCUACGACCCUACGGGCCCUCACUCGACCCGGCGCACAACGUACGCGAACAUCGACCACGUAGUGGAGCGUGUUGACAAGCUGCUUCGGAGCCGGAUUACCGGGCUUGAGGAGCUCACCAUCCAAGUUGAAGAGUCAUCGUUCUCCCGCCCAUGA
Molecule: messenger RNA, 2400 nt
Organism: Laetiporus sulphureus 93-53
Lineage: Eukaryota; Fungi; Basidiomycota; Agaricomycetes; Polyporales; Laetiporaceae
Product: cation efflux protein
Exons: 13
Coding region: 1-2400 (799 amino acids)
Biological process (GO): zinc ion transport; transmembrane transport; intracellular zinc ion homeostasis
Cellular component (GO): membrane; Golgi apparatus
Molecular function (GO): zinc ion transmembrane transporter activity
Source: RefSeq, a predicted model, not a curated record